AUGGAUGGAGAAGCAGCCGAUGAUGCUGAUGAUCAUUGGGAUAAUAAUAGUGUCAAAAUUAUGUUGAAUUUAUAUCUACAAAACAUUGAGAAAUUCAGAAAUCCAAAAAUAAGAAAGAAGAAUUUAUGGAUUGAUAUUUCCAGUGCCGUGGGAAAAGGCCCAGACUGUUGUAACAAAAAAUUUAGAAAUUUAAAGCAGACAUAUAUAAGAUUACUGAAAAAGAAAAUUAGGGACAACACAGCCAAUUUUAAAUGGCCAUACUUUAAUAUUUUUGAGGAUAUCUACGUUGUCGAUGGUGAGUAUCAGCCUGAAAUACAGCAAAAAGUACAAGAAGUUUCUAAUGAAAGUAUAGCAAAAGCUUUGCUUUCAAUGAGUGCACCUUCAAAGUUUGAUAAUAGUCAUGAAAAUGGGGAAACAUCAGGAGCACAGAGUGAAGAAGUAAGAAAAAGGCUAACUAGAAAACGAAAUACUGAACUUAGAAAAGUGACAUUAGAGAUUCGAGAUAGACAGAGAGUUGUAGAAGAAAAAUUAGAUAGAUUAAUUAAUAUUGUUGAAGAAUCCAAUAGUAUUCAAAGAGAACGUAAUAAACUUUUUCAAGAGUUUCUGGAGAAACUAAAUCAAUCAAGAGAAGAAUGUUGA
Messenger RNA from Parnassius apollo (apollo), 639 nucleotides. Lineage: Eukaryota; Metazoa; Arthropoda; Insecta; Lepidoptera; Papilionidae. The record is from the annotation of a GenBank genome assembly.